Messenger RNA from Aspergillus affinis, 1560 nucleotides. RefSeq names its product putative xylosidase/glycosyl hydrolase. The record is from RefSeq and is a predicted model, not a curated record. Gene Ontology annotation, molecular function: hydrolase activity, hydrolyzing O-glycosyl compounds. The transcript has a single exon. The coding region runs from base 1 to 1560 and encodes 519 amino acids. Gene Ontology annotation, biological process: carbohydrate metabolic process. Lineage: Eukaryota; Fungi; Ascomycota; Eurotiomycetes; Eurotiales; Aspergillaceae.
AUGCGGUGGACAAGCGUUCUCGCCCUGCUGGGCAUGAGCGCCCUCACCUUAGCACAGGAUGGAACGUUCACCAACCCCGUCCUCUGGGAAGACCUGGCCGACAUCGACGUAAUCCGCGUCAACGACACAUUCUACUACUCCGCCUCGACGAUGCACUACUCCCCAGGAGCCCCCGUGCUACGGUCCUACAACCUCGCCGACUGGGAAUACAUCGGCCACUCCGUGCCCACACUAGACUGGGCCUCCGACUACUCACUCGAGAACGGCAAACGGGCAUACGUGCGUGGCAUCUGGGCCUCGACAAUCCAGUACCGACCCAGCACCCAGACCUUCUUCUGGCUCGGCUGCAUCGACUCCAGCACGACGUACAUCUACACCGCCGACACAGCGGAAGGACCGUGGAAGAAAUCCGGCACCAUCCCGACCUGCUACUACGAUGCCGGACUGCUCGUCGACACCGACGAUACCAUGUACGUCGCCUACGACAAGUACAAUAUCUCCGUCGCGCAGCUCUCCGAGGACGGACUCAGCCAAGUCAAGAGCGAGGUCGUGUACCGCGCGCCCGCUGACAUCGGAUACCUCGAAGGUGCGCGAUUCUACAACAUCAACGGCAACCAUUACAUCUGGCUCACGCGUCCCGCAAGCGACCAGUUUGUGCUGAAAUCUAUAUCUGGGCCCUUUGGUCCAUACGAGCUGCGCGAGGUCGUUAUCGGAGUCGACGCCCCCGUCGCGGGAGGAGGGAGUCCACACCAAGGCGCCCUGGUCGACACCCCCUCAGGAGACUGGUACUACAUGGCCUUUAUUGACGCGUAUCCUGGUGGUCGCAUUCCGGUACUCGCGCCGGUGGAAUGGGACGAAGACGGCUGGCCGAGUGUGACACUAGACAACGGCGCCUGGGGCUCUUCAUAUCCAUUGCCUUUCGUAUCAACCGACAAAACGAUCACCCCGAUCCCAACUUCUUACACAUUCGAAGAGUCAACUCUCAGCGCAGAAUGGGAAUGGAACCACAAUCCGGACAACGAGAAAUGGUCUCUCUCUGGCGGCCUGAUUCUGAAAACAGCAACCAUGACAGACGAUCUCUACUCCGCACGAAACACCCUCACACGACGGAUUCCCGGCCCGAAGUCCAGCGCCACGAUCCAUCUCGAUAUCUCGAAGAUGAGCGACGGCGAUCGUGCCGGACUGUCGCUGUUCCGGGACACGUCCGCGUGGAUCGGGAUUCGGCGCGACGAGGGAGGGUCUCGAGUGAGCAUGACGAGUGGAUUGUCGAUGGAUUCGAACUGGAACACGAAAUCGAAAGGCAGCGAGGAGGCGGGCGCUGGCUUCUCCGGGGAGGGGAUUUGGUUGCGCGCGACGAUCGAUAUCACCCCUGGGACUGAGCGGAAGGGGUCGUUUGCGUACAGCACAGACGGAUCGUCGUUCACUGAAUUGGGCGGCGAGUUGACGUUGAAUAGCGACUGGCCGUUCUUUUUGGGAUAUCGGUAUGGAAUUUUCAACUAUGCGACGGAGGAGCUUGGGGGGCAGGUUACGGUGAAGAAAUUUGAGUUGGGGUCUGAGUGA